CUCGUCGCGUUCCAGUCACGUCCACCGAAUAUGGAAGGCACCCAACGUUGAGUUGCCACUCUCACUCAAUUCCUAGCUGUGUGUUAUAUACCAUCUUUCAAAAUUACUUUCUCUCUUCUCUCAAUAUCGAGAUGACUUCUCACGACUUUCGCUGAACAGCACACGAAACAGGCGGGAUGCCCGACGACGAUUCAUGAAUGAUGUCAUGGCCAUUUUGGGCAUUAUCUCCAUCCCAUGAAUUGGAUAUUUGGAUAUCAGUGUAAAGGAUCUCAAUCACCACCAUGGUUGGAAAUAAUCUUCUCGACAAGAACUCGGCUUCUGUACGGAAGAACAUCGACAACCAUGCCUUCACCGAUGAAGGCGGCGACGAGUACGGGGGCAGCCGCUUUGGAGGGUUCGCCGACUACUUCCAGAACAAACAGAUCAAGCUCCAGAACCGCGACGCCCAGUUGCGCUCUUCUGCCAAAGACAAACCUCAGUUCUUCAAAGGAGUUGUCGUCCACGUUGUUGGGUACGUCCAGCCUUCAACCAACGACCUACACGAUAUGCUGGUCCAACAUGGCGCUGGCUGGCUCCAGUAUCUCAGUGGAAAGACGAUGGCGACGCACAUCAUUGCCUCGUCUAUGCCGCCAAAGAAGGUUGUAGAUUUGGCCAACUACCGAGUGGUCAAGCCGGCUUGGGUGGUGGAUUCUGUUGCGGCAGGAAGGAUGUUGCCAUGGACCGAUUACCGGGUUAUUGAAGAGGGGCCAAGACAGCGAACCAUCAAGUUUGAUGCUGGAAAGAUGCUGAGUAGUCAACCGCGGCAGCAGACUCCUCAGCGGUAUCGUGAACAGACGGAUAACAGCUUUUACACCAGCCAGUUGAAGAAGUUCAGCAGUCCGGCACAGCCAAAGACUCCCUUCAAAUCUCCCUCAGCAACAGUAAACGAUAAUAUCGAGGACUUCGAGGAUGAUAUGAGCGUCGAUCUUUUGCAAGCGCCAGCUUCAUCCAAGUCAGAGCCUCUUGCUCCCGCUGAGCCUGAUGCACCUUCAAACCAGCGACCCGACACUCCUCCGUACCGAGCUCCUUAUGAAGCUUCUCCAGAAGCCCGACCUGCUACUCCAGAUAUUGCCGAACCAGAAAAUGCAGAGCCAGCAAGUGCAGAGACAGAAAAGCAUGAGGAAAUGCAGCCAGCAAAACCGAUGACCUCGGAAGAGCACAACGCCAGACUACUUGCAGAUCCCAAGAUGAGAAAGGCUUCGACCGCAAAUCCCGACUUUCUCAAGCAGUACUACUCCGAAAGUCGUCUGCACCACCUGUCCACAUGGAAGGCACAGCUAAAGUCCCGGAUGCAGAGCCUAGCCGCCGAAAAGGGUCCAGCCAAGAAGUCGGCCAAGCGGCCUGCUGGUUCUCGCCGGUACAUCAUGCAUGUCGAUUUUGACAGUUUCUUCUGUGCUGUCUCCCUGAAGAAGGCGCCAGAGUACCAUGACAAGCCAGCUGUGGUAGCUCAUGGUAAUGGAAGCGGUUCUGAAAUCGCCUCUUGUAACUACCCAGCCCGAAAGUUUGGAGUCAAGAACGGCAUGUGGAUGAAGCGCGCCCUGGAGCUCUGUCCAGAUCUGAAGAUCUUACCUUAUGAUUUUCCUGGAUACGAGGAAGCCAGUCGGCAGUUUUACGAUGCUAUCCUCGAAAUUGGCGGGGUCGUUCAGAGUGUCAGUAUCGACGAGGCACUCAUCGAUGUCACUGACAUCGUCAUGGCCGAAGCUGGGUCCAAGGGCGUUGGCAUCAGCGAAGGAAGCGUCUGGAGGGAACAGAAGAAAGUAGAUCAGAUGGCUUUGAAGCUUCGGGAACGCAUCAAGGAGAAGACGGAUUGUCAUGUUUCUGUUGGCAUCGGUGCUAACAUCUUGCUGGCCAAGGUUGCCCUUCGCAAAGCCAAGCCUGCUGGACAAUACCAAAUCAAGCCGGAAGAAGUGUUGGAUUUCCUCGGCGAGCUCAAGAUGGAGGACCUACCAGGCGUUGCGUACAGUAUUGGUGCAAAACUCGAAGAGCUUGGCAUCAAGUUCGUCAAAGACAUACGGCAGAUCAGCAAGGAGAAACUCGUCUCGGCAUUAGGCCCGAAAACAGGAGAAAAGCUGUGGGAGUACUCGCGGGGUAUUGACAGGGCUGAAGUUGGGGAGCAACCGAUCCGAAAGUCAGUGUCGGCCGAUGUAAACUGGGGCAUCCGCUUCAUCAACCAAGAGGAGGCAGAGGAGUUCGUGAGGAACCUGUCACAGGAACUGGAGCGUCGGUUAUUGAAUGAGGGCGUCAAGGGGAAGCAUCUGACCAUGAAGAUCAUGAGACGAGCGGCUGAUGCUCCUCUUGACCCACCAAAACAUCUCGGUCACGGCAAAUGUGAUACCUUCAACAAGAGCGUGUCCUUUGGCGUUGCGACCAACAGUGGAGAGGUGAUCGGAAAGGAAGCCGUUGCAAUUCUGCGCUCGUACAAGUUCAGCCCGGGUGACCUUCGUGGGUUGGGGGUCCAGAUGACCAAGCUGGAACCCCUAAAGCCGUCUGCUGCACCACAGGGAAGCCAAAAGAAAUUGAGUUUUGGUGCAGCAGCGAUAUCCUCGGCGAAGAAGCGGAAGGCUGAGGCCAUUGAUGAUGAUGAGCCUCAGAGUCCGGGAAAACAUAGGUCUUCGGCACAUGACGAGAAGGAUCCUAUCACCGCUGACCCCCUCACACCUCGAAAACCGAAGGGCCACCCAGCAUUGCAUCUCGCAAGGGCUGGCGAGGCAGAUGAGAAGGCCAAGACGCCGCUCAACGUCAGAGGAACUCAGUUUAUCAUGCCUUCUCAGCUCGACCCAUCUGUGUUGGCUGAGUUGCCAGAGGAAAUUCGGUCCAAGAUACUAGACCAAAUGAAGGCACAACCCAACAGACGCACAGAUUCCAAGCCUCCUCAACCGGUCAGCAGGAAAGCCCUUCCAAACCAUGCAGAAAUCCCACCCGACAUUGACCUUGAAGUGUUCAACGCUCUCCCGCCAGAAAUGCAAGCCGAAGUCCUCGCUUCCUACCGCCGCAACACAGCAGCACAAGCAGGUCCAAGCCGCCAGCCACAGCCUCAAGGGGGAGGUGGCGGCGGUGGUGGGCAAACCCUUCUCCCGCAAUCUCCCCGCAAAGACCGAAUCAUCAACCGCCCCGUCGACCGUCUCCGCACGCCCACCAAGCGCAGCCGCGGUCGUCCUCCAGCUUAUCUCAAGGAGAAGGAGCGUGACCUCAAAGCCGGUCUCCGCCAAGCGUCCCUAAUCACUGCAGCCCGCCCACCAAACCAGGGUCAGGGUCAGGGUCAGGGUCAGGGUCAGGGUCAGGGUCCCGGCGAUUAUUCCCGACAACCUUCGGUUGAAAUCGACCUUCCUCCACUAGACCCCGACUUCCUGUCCGAACUCCCUGAAGACGUCCGGCGCGAGGUAAUCGAAGACCACGCCCGCCAACGCCGGCAGCUUGAGCGGCAGGCUCAAGAGGCAGCUGCUGCUCAUGCUCGGGAGCAGCAAGAGCAUCAUAGUCGACAUGUCAAUCUGAUCGCGGUAGACGUUGAAUCAGCCAAGCAUUACCUCCUCCUCCGACGAGGACAGGCCGGAAACAACAACAACAACAACAACAACAACAACAACAACAACAACAACAACAACAACAACAACAACAACAACAACAACAACAACAACAACAACAACAACAACAACAACAACAACAACAACAACAACAACAAUAACAACAACAACAACAACAACCCUCAGCUCCAGUUCCCCAACAACCAGAACCCAAAUUCAAUAAUCCACGAUGACCGGCAAUUCCCACCACCACCCCCCGCCGGCCGUCACCACCACCCUCUCUUCGGCCCCCCACCAAACUGGGGCCGCACGAACCGCGACCCACGGCGGAUCCACUGGCCCGGUCCCCCUUCCAAAGCGACCUUCAAAUCCGCGGACUUGCCUGCGGGUGGGGGGCAGAUGAAGGUCACGGACACGGCGGCGGUGAGGAGGAUGAUUCGGUCGUGGUACGUGUCGACGGAAGGGGAGCAGGGGGGGCCGAGUAAGGUUGACAUGGAGGUGUUGGAGGAGUAUCUAUUCAAGGUGGUUACGUUGGAGAGGGAUAUGGAGAAGGUUAGGGGUAGAUGGAGUGGACGGAGUGGAAGAGGGGAAUAAUCGAGGUGGUGUUGACGGUGACGAUGAGACAGGAGAAACGAUAAGUGAGAAGAAGAAAGGCAAGAUGACAGCCAAAGUGAAAUAUACCUGGCCAGAGGCGGUAGAGGUAAUCAAGGCUUCUGUGCAAGAAGCCAUGAAAGAGAGGGGCUU
Molecule: messenger RNA, 4304 nt
Organism: Neurospora tetraspora
Lineage: Eukaryota; Fungi; Ascomycota; Sordariomycetes; Sordariales; Sordariaceae
Exons: 2
Coding region: 282-4154 (1290 amino acids)
Biological process (GO): error-free translesion synthesis; error-prone translesion synthesis
Cellular component (GO): nucleus
Molecular function (GO): DNA-directed DNA polymerase activity; deoxycytidyl transferase activity; damaged DNA binding
Source: RefSeq, a predicted model, not a curated record